Molecule: messenger RNA, 3890 nt
Organism: Hyla sarda
Lineage: Eukaryota; Metazoa; Chordata; Amphibia; Anura; Hylidae
Gene: LENG9
Product: leukocyte receptor cluster member 9
Exons: 2
Coding region: 156-1478 (440 amino acids)
Molecular function (GO): metal ion binding
Source: RefSeq, a predicted model, not a curated record
UAUGUUUGUUACAAUGUCUGUAGCAACCGAGGACGAUGACGUAACCUGCAGGUGAAUCAUAUACAUAACCGGUUCACGCUCAGCAUAGGGUGUGUGCUUAGUGAGGAGAGGAGGACGAGGAGGAAGCACAUACAUUGCUUAAUCUAAGCGAAAACAUGGAGAAUACAGACAAUGAUGGUGACACAAUGAAGGAAGAUAGCAAGGUGGAAAAUGAGGUCAACAUGGUGGAAGUUGCUUCACAGAAUGAAGAACAUAAAACAUCAGAGGUGGCAGAUGUAACACCUGAGGGUACAAUAUGCCAAUUUUUCCUCUUAGGGCGUUGCAGAUUUGGGGAUAAAUGUAAAAACAGCCACACAGGAGUACCUGCAGCAUCCAACCACCCUCAUGUUAAAGAUAAUAAAGAAAAAGGCAGCCAAACAUCUAAACCAAAGGGGAAAAAGCCUCCAAUGAAGACAGCCAGUGAUGUCAUCUCCCGAAUUCAAUGGGACCCACAAUUGCCAAAGGAGCAUUUUAUAGUUGGUUAUCUUGAUAGAUUCUUAGGAACAAUUGAAAAACCUUUCUCGGCUUUUUGUUGGGAAGAUUUAUCAUCAGUAGGGGUUGAUGUUCUUGCCAUACCCCAACAUCGCAUUCAGUAUUUCAAAUAUCAAGAUUUGGUGGUGUGGGACAAGGCUAGUCGUAUAGACAACAUCUUCGGGUCAACAGAAAGCGGUCUGACAAUCUUGGACAUUAUGGAUCAGUAUUAUACAUUGAUGCAAAUUAAAAGAAACGAUGUGGAGGAUGAAAAUGGACAGGGCCAAGGUGCGACCAUCGAUGAUGAUGAAGAAGAAGAAGAACUUGAAGAGAAGAACUGUACUUCCUUACAUCAAGAAGAUUCUAAAAAAUCAAGGCCUACACAUUUUAUAGCAGUCCGUAUAAGCAGUGAAGAUGUAAGACAUUCAGUGAAGGAGGUACAAAAUGUCCUCCUUAAGAAUAACCCAGACAUGACAGAGUUUUGUAUUCCAUUGCCAGAACUCCACUUAACGUUGUGCCUUUUGCAUUUGGAAUGUCCAGAUGACAUUGACGUUGCCUACACAGUUCUUCAGGAACUAAAAGGUGACAUUCAGCGUAUUCUUCCUCCAAGUCUUAUCCUAAGCUUUGAUGGACUGAAGGACUUCCACUCACGUGUGCUCUAUUUGGAGCCGGUACGUGCACCAGGGUUAAUAAGUUUAGUAAACAGACUAAACCAAAAUUUUCGCAGUAAAGGUCUGAAAAUAAUUGAUCCGCCACAAUCCAACAGCUUUCAUGUGACAGUAGCAAAAAUGCCUAGGAAUAUGGCAAGUAGAAACCCAAACCUUCUUUUUAAACCAGAGGUGUACAAUACUGUUCAGCUGACCCAUUUUGGGGCACAACAAAUUGAUUGCCUUAGUUUCUGUUAUGCUGGAAGCUCAAGACGGACUGAUGGCUUUUAUACAACACUUUUUGAAUUACAACUGUACUGAUGGCCUCAUAGUGAAAGGGGUUGUCUGGGGAGCAGGAAAGGUAAAACCCGUUGUGCCCCCGAUGCUCCACUUCUGCCCUCGGCACAUCUAGGAAGUUUAGCUUCAGAGACGAGAGGGGGCAGGUGCCAAGUCACAAUCAUGUUACAGUGGCUGCAACACUGACAACAUUGUGCAGCUAUUGGACAUGGUGUGGUUUUGGCUGGAUGCGAUGAUGGUGGCUUGGCACCCCAUCACCUAGUCUCAGAAUGUAUACUUCCGAAAUGUGUGGAGCACUGAUGAGCAGAACAGGUAAUACCUUUUCUUCUUCUUUGAUAGCCCUUUUUUUUUUUUAAUAAGCAUCCUACUAAUAUUAAACAGCCAGUUCCAUCUUGUGCCCUCAUUUUGUUGACCCAAGAACAUUAAAUUGAGUUUUUACCUGUAAAAUCCACUGUUUGCUGCAGUACCAUGCUCUGCCAGAUAUUGUAUCUCUUCCCCAUAGAAGUAUUGUAUUAAGGGAAUAAUAUCUCUAGUCAUGGAAUCAAAUAAAGCAUACUAAAAAAAAAAAAGAAUCUGAGAGAAAGACCUUCAUAGGAUAUCAAAGGUACAUAUUGUAUGUACAAAAGAAGCCUCUCUUGACAGAGAACACGUCACGGCACUUUCUGCAAGUAAAAACAUUUUUUUAACCCUUUAAACUAUUUUAUUGGGAAAGGGUAAGGCCCCUUUCACACUAUAAAAAUUCCUCCGUAAUGAAUGUCCGUCAUAAAAAUCUUGAAAAUCGUCCGUUCGAAAAUCCCAUUUUAGUCUAUGGGAUUUUUCUAAUAGCCGUUUUAACCCGUUAUUUUGUGACGGGCGAAUGAACGGAAGAAAUAGUAACGGGAGAAAUAGUGCAUGCACUAUCGCCCGUCACAAAAUAACGGCCGUUAUUAGUAACGGGCGAUAACGGGUUAAAACGGCUAUUAGAAAAUCCCAUUUUAGUCUGAGAUUUUUCUAAUGGCCGAUUUUCAAGAAUUUUAUGAUGGACAUUCAUUACGGAUUAAUUUUUACAGUGUCAAAGGGGCCUUACUCCGUUCUUAAACAUCUUGUCACCUAUCCGAAGGAUAUGGGAUAAGAUGUCUGAUUGAAGGAGGUUGCCGCUGGGACCCCGCACAAUCUCCGGCGCAGCACCCCUCUCAUCUGGUGCACGGAGCAAACUCCGCUCCGUGCAGGAUGACAGGCGACCACAGCCCUCACGCCCCCUCCCAUAGACAUGAAUGGAGGGGGUGUGGUGUGACGUCACCAACAUGGAAGCUCCAAGCUUCUGUACUCAGAGCGCCACAAUGCCGGCCCGGAGAUCAUAGGAGGUCCCAGCUGCCGGAUCCCCUGCAAUCAGACAUCUUAUCACCUUAAGAUGUUAAGGGGUGGAAUACAACUUUAAAAAACAGACGUUUUCCAAAAAAAAAAUUUUUUUUUUUUUAGCAGCACUGGGGGAAAAAAAUAAUCACUUGUCACGUUUCUCCCUCUUUCCAUUUUACCUCUUAUUGAAAUCAAUGGGAAGCUCACAAAUGAAGAUUUUUAUUUAAUUAUCUUGUGCGCUUCUUGGCAGAAACACACAAUAAUUGAAGCAGAUUUGCACUGUUUUUUUGCUUGCAUCUUUUAAAAAUCUUCUUUCUACACGUGUGAACAUACCAUAAGAGCCCACUUGACAUGAGUCCUAACUUUAUAAAUUCACUGCUUUACUUAUCUAACAUUGUCCUUGGAUUUCCUCCUUCAUUAUGGUUUAGAGCAGAAUUCUCCCAGCAUUCCUUAUUUAAAGGAGAAGUGUAGUGAAGGAGAAGUUAUAGAACGCGGGGGGUCUGACCGCUGGGAAACCCCUCGAUCCCCUGAACGGGGCCAUGGCAGUCUGCUGGAAGGGGGCGUGCCAACCAAUAGAGAUACAAGGAGGGGGCUUAUCAGCUGCGGCUUCCUGCGGGGGUCGGAACAGCUUCUUCCAAGAGACUGCCGGGGGCCCAUUCAGGAGAUUGUGGGGGUCCCAAUGGUUGGACCCCACGAUCUACAACUUAUCCCCUAUGCGUUGGAUGGGGAUAAGUUAUUUUUCACUGCACUACUCCUUUAAUUGGAAAUGUAAUGAUUACACUAGGUAGGGCAUAGUAACUUUACUUUGGAAAAACUAAACGGGGUACUAAGGGGUACUAUGGUGGAAAACAAAUACAAAUGUAAGGAGCUCAGUUAAGGUAUCUGUUAAGGAUGACCCUGUCAACAUGCUUGUCAUUUGUAUCUAGUGGAACAGUGAAUGCAACUCUGGGUAUAUUGGUAAGUCAAAAUGAGCGCAAAUCAAUAUUAUGUACUGUAUGUACAAGAUUACUCCACUUUUUAUCUAUGUAUAAUUUGUCCUGGUGCAGGGAAUGAUACAUUUUCUGUGGUGUCCAAAAGUGCCUUCUACCUCUUUAAUACUAC